Molecule: messenger RNA, 5224 nt
Organism: Nilaparvata lugens (brown planthopper)
Lineage: Eukaryota; Metazoa; Arthropoda; Insecta; Hemiptera; Delphacidae
Gene: Oseg6
Product: WD repeat-containing protein 19
Exons: 28
Coding region: 282-4622 (1446 amino acids)
Biological process (GO): cilium assembly; intraciliary retrograde transport
Cellular component (GO): intraciliary transport particle A; cilium
Molecular function (GO): protein binding
Source: RefSeq, a predicted model, not a curated record
GUCUAUUCUAUAACUGGUCUAAGGAAUAAUGUUCCAAACAGCUGUUUGUAAGUUUUAUUUUUAAUGGAACUAGGAAUAUUAUUGCGGGAAGUAAAAAAGAAAAGGGAACAUAUAAAAUAGAAUCAAGAAACAAAAUAACAAAAACCAAAAACUGAAGAAAGCUUGUUUGUGCAGUGUUGUGAAUGCAAAUGAAAAAAUCCAUUAUUUCUAAUACUAAUAUUAUUUGGUCAGGAAAACUUCUCCUUGAAUUCAUGUGAAAGAUUCAAAGUAAUUGUGUCUUCAUGUCUCACGAAAAGGAGCUGUUCAACCUUGAACACCCUCAUGGGCAUGGGGCGGUGCAGUUUGCCUGGCAGAAGGGAAGUGGUAACUACCUCGCCACCACUGGCCAGGACUGCAGUCUCUCAAUAUACAACCGGCUUGGAAAUAUUGUACAAAAAUUGCAGCUGCCAGGAGUUUGUCUGUCUCUGAGCUGGGACAGUGAUGGUGACUUGCUUGGAGUCAUCUGCAACGGAAAUAGCUCUCUGAUUUUGUGGGAUGCAAACACGACAAAGCGGAACGUAAUAGAGACCAGAUUCAGGGAUGCAUUGACGUGCCUCAUUUGGGCCAAGAACGGACCCACAGUGGCUGUUGCCACCGCAAGAGGCAAUGUCGUCAUCUAUCAUCACAGCACUACAAAGCGAAUUCCCAUUCUUGGGAAGCAUACAAAAGCAAUCACCAGUGGUGACUGGAGUAAUGAAGGCCUUCUUGCCCUGGGCUCAGAGGACAGAACUCUGUCAAUCAGUAGCGCUGAUGGCGACUCAUUGCGUGUCAUCCAGCUCCGGUCAGAGCCAGCCAUCAUACAGUUCAGCGAAAUGAAGACUGACGAAAGGGCCAGCGGCGAAAAUACUGUGAGUGUGAUUGUUGGAAAGAAAACUCUUUUCUUGUAUAAUCUGCAAGAUCCCGAGAACCCGAUUGAACUAGCCUUUCAGCCACGAUAUGGAAAUAUUGUUACCUACAAAUGGUUUGGCGAUGGCUAUAUUCUAGUUGGAUUCAGCCUGGGCUACAUGAUUGCUAUUUCAACGCAUAUUCGUGAAGUGGGCCAAGAACUAUUUCAAGUGAAAAACCAUAGAGAUGUGUUUAGCGAUAUAGCAGUGUCACAGCUUCUGGGAAAAAUUGCGUCCUGUGGUGACAACUUAGUGAAGAUCCACGAGAUGUCGCAGCUGGGAGAGAGCCCGGUGGUGAUGAGCGUGGACGACGAGGCGGGGGUGGACCGGGUGGCCUACAGCGAGGACGGCCAGUUGUUGGGCGUGUCGACGGGGAGUGGCCACAUCCGCGUCUUCCUCACACGCUUGCCCAUGCUUGCCGUCGCUCAUGGCAACACCAUCGCACUCCUCACCGCCCUCACCCAGCUCACACUGCAUCAGCUCACCUUUCAAAAGGGCAAAUCUCUUCCGACAGUAACAUUGGAAAUGGAGGUGGAGCCCAGCUUUCUCGCUAUAGGGCCGUUUCACAUAGUGGGAGGCAUGAACAACAGGGCGUGGUUGUAUGAGCUGAGUCACAACGUGCAGUCGCCUUCUGACUUCAGUCCGACAACGGCCAGUGGCGUGCUCAGGUCUCCACAACUCAUUUCCGACCACGAGUAUCUGGGCACAAUCAAAUCGAUAUGCUUGAAUUCAGAGUACACUUCGGCUCUCUUCGAGGGCAAACUGCAAUUGCAUCUGACGGAACCUCUGAAUGGAGCUGUCAAUGGAUUUGAUCACGAAGGUCGGGAAAUGAAAUUGUUUCCGGAAGAAGGCGAACACCUCACGAUUACAUGCCACGCUCUCAGUGCUGAAUUUCUCAUCUACGCUUCAGAUAUGGGUCACCUGAGGUAUUUUCUGCUGGAGGACUGGACUCAGGCGAUCGAUUAUCGCCAUACGGUCGGCAUCAAUGAAAUAUUCCCAGAUCAUUCGGGCACAAAAGUCAUAGUCAUCGACUCGAAAAAUGACGGCUACUUAUACAAUCCAGUAAUGGAUCAAAUGAUGCCGAUUCCAAAUUUCCCUUCUACAGCAACUGGUGCAAUAUGGGAUUUAUGGCAUUCUGAGAGGAAUUUAUACUGUAAUGAUUACCUCAAAUAUACUCUAUUCAUCUAUAAUAAAAUAUAUUUUCAUGUUCGUAAAAACAAGUUGGCAACGGUGCGGAGGCCGACUGUAUCAAGGGUUGGAGAAACGAAAGUGCCACUUGACCAGAAGCCGCUUGUGCUCCAUGCCGGUGAAUUGACCCUGGAAACGUCUGGUGGGCAGCUCAACUCCAUUUUACUGUCCAGUCACCAAAUGCCAACUCCAACCAACAAGCUCACUCAGUCCGAGUGCUUUGAGCUGGCUCUUGACAAGCGGCUCGAGUUGUUGAGGUUUCAAGAAGCAUGGAAUACUUGCAUUUCUCUUGGAAGAAAACAAGCUUGGCAAAAAUUGGUGAUUCGUGCUCUACAUUGCUUGGAAAUCGACUUUGCGAUAAGAGUUUACCGGCAUAUUAAAGAUGUGGGAAUGGCUCAUUCUCUGGAAAGAGUGAAGCAUAUAGAGGACAAAAAACUGCUCGCUGGACACGUUGCUAUGUUCCUGCAGGACUUUGACAGAGCUCAGUUACUAUUUUUGGAAUCUAGCAACCCUAUACAAGCGCUAAUCAUGAGACAAGACAUUCUACAGUGGGAUCAGGCCUUGCAGCUAGCUAGAAGCUUGGAUCCGUCGCAGAUUCCUUUCAUUUCAAGAGAGUAUGCACAACAAUUGGAACUCACCGGGCAGUACACGGAAGCGCUGUCUCACUACGAGAGGGGACUGACGGAGGAGGGGAGAGAUGAGGAGCACAACAGCCGGUGCCGGGCGGGCAUUGCACGCACCGCCAUUCGGUGCGGCGACUACAGGCGGGGCAUUGCCAUGGCAACCGAUCCGCGCGCAGACCAACAACUCAAGCAGGAGUGCGCCGAAAUAUUGCAGGCCACCAAGAAAUUGAAUGAAGCCGCUUUGCUAUAUGAAAAAGCUGAGAAUUUUGACCAAGCUGCUUCAGCUUACAUUAAUCUGAAAAAUUGGCAUAAAGUUGGUGAGCUUUUGCCGAAAGUUACCUCUCCAAAGAUCCAUCACCAAUACGGCAAAGUGAAAGAAGCAAUGGGGGAGUAUCGCAUUGCAAGACAAGCCUACCAAAUGGCGAAUGAUCUCGACAGUAUUGUAAGACUUGACUUGGAUCAUCUCAAUGAUCCCCAAGGUGCAGUUAGAAUAGUACAAGAAACUAGGAGUAUCGAGGGUGCUAAGAUGAUAGCUAAGUUCUUUCAAAAGAUUGGCGAUUACGUAUCAGCCAUCAGGUUUCUGGUGAUGUCCAAGUGCCAUAACGAAGCAUUCCGAUUAUCUAGAGACCACAACCAUUUGGAGCUGUACGGUGAUAUUCUUGUGGAGGAGUUUGACGGCGAAGCAAAGCAAGAGUUUCAGAGCUUAGCCAUGCAUUUCGAGUCUCUCAGCAAGUUCUACCUUUGUGGAAAAUAUUACUAUCAUGCAGGCGAAUACAAAAAGGCACUAAAAAAUCUACUCAUUGCCGCUAGAAGUAAUCCAGAUGAUGAAGAAGCAAUCUCUUUAGCAAUUGAUGUUGUGGGCACGUUGGAUGAUGAUAUAAUGGCCAAUCAACUGAUCGAGUUGUUGCUUGGAGAAGCUGAUGGAGUGGCUAGAGAUCCGAAAUACAUAUUCAGGCUUUACAUGGCUCGUAGACAAUAUAUGGAUGCAGCUAAGACGGCCAUUAUAAUUGCCAGAGAAGAACAAGUGAACGGUAAUUAUCGAAGCGCACACGAUGUUCUUCUGGGCAUGUGCCAAGAGCUGCGCGAAAACAAUCUGAGGAUAAGCACGGAGCUGGUGAGCAACCUGAUGCUGCUGCACUCUUACAUCCUGGUGCGACUGCAUGUGCGCCGCGGCAGUCACCUCAAUGCAGCCAGGAUGCUCAUCAGGGUCGCCGACAACAUCUCCAAAUUCCCAUCACGUCAGUUCAAUCUUGCAACCUUCAUUACUUUUAUGAAUGAUUUUAGUGUUAAUGUUCCAUGUUUAUCUGUGCUCUAUGCUGAUGACACUACCAUACUUGAUUCUAAAACUAGUGUAGAGGCUGUACUUGAUAGGCUUGACUCCUCGGUUGAACGCUGCAGGGAGUGGAUUGUUAGCCCUACCCCAACCCCCAACCUGGAGGACCAGUCCAGUUUUUCUUUCACGGUGGCUAUUUUAUUUCACCACUACCCCCCGACGCUGCUGGCUGCAGGGCCGGUGGAGCCCAAGUACAAGAAGAAGAUAGAGGGCGUUGUGCGGAAGCCACCGCGUGGCGCCAACAACAAGCUGGCCGCUGACGAACCGGAACCGGUGUCGCCCUGUCCCUUCUGCGAGCAGCGUCUGCCUCAGACCGAGCUCUACUGCAACCAGUGCAAGAACAACAUACCCUUCUGCAUUGCUACGGGUCGUCACAUUGUGAAAGGGGAUCUAACUGUCUGUCCUCACUGUCGUUUCCCUGCCAUACGGUCUGAACUACUACAGCUCGUUGAAAGUGGAGAGAACUGCCCGAUGUGCUCAGAACACAUUGAACUUCAUGAUCUCAAACUGAAGCAUGAUCCAUUGGUUCUACUUCAACCUUCUGAUCAAGACUGAACACGCCUAAUCCGACGGGACCAAUACCUGACCUGAGUUGAUAUUUAUUAUUUCAAACUUGAUGUUCCUAUUAUAGAAAUCAUUAUCAUUUUACUGUAAACCAACAUAAACCUCAUCAAUAUAGAGGAUGAUGAAGGUAGAAAACAAAAACAUUCCGUCCAUUACAAUAAGGUAAGAGAGUGAGAGGAAAUUGAUCUCUAAAAAUAGUAUGUAAUAAAUAUAGGCCUAUCAAUGUUUUUCAAAACUACUUUUAUUAAAGAGAAUUGUCACGCAAUAUUAUUCGGUUAUCGUCAAAUGGAAGUCGUAAGUAUGAGUCUGUGCUAUUUAAGUUAGUUUAUCUGUGUAAAAAAUCUUUAAAGAAACUUUCAAAAGAAUUUGUGUGGGAUCUAUAUCAGUGUACCCACCCAUUCAAAGGAAUAAAUUAGUUAUUGGGUGAAAUUUUAUAGUUAGUUUAUAACAGAAUAUUCAUAAUAAAUCAUUCAGUGUGAUUGAAAUAUCAAUAAAUUGUCAUUGAGUGCAUGAUAUUGUGCAUUCAUAAAAAUGUGUAUGUAAUUAGAAUUUUGAAUGUAUUUUAUUGUUGAAAUUAAAAGUAUGUUGUCACA